Messenger RNA from Larimichthys crocea (large yellow croaker), 3125 nucleotides. Its product is annotated as calphotin. Bases 322 to 2514 code for a protein of 730 amino acids. Lineage: Eukaryota; Metazoa; Chordata; Actinopteri; Sciaenidae. The record is from RefSeq and is a predicted model, not a curated record. The transcript is spliced from 2 exons.
AUCUUCAGUCCGCAGAUGUAUUCAUACAACAGAGGAUAUAUGCGCUGGAGUGGGUGUGUGCGGGAGAGGAGGGGUUAAAGAUUGGGAGGGUAUAGAUUGCAGUUGGAGCUGUGGUGGGGUUGGGCUGGAUUGUGAUAGCGACAGAUGUCUAGAAAACUGUGAGGGGCACUCCUCGGUUAGCCUACACCACAGUCCCACACUGCACCUCGGAGAGCAGGGGCGGAAUCUGCAGCUGUCACUCCAAAGGUUUACCUCCAUUAUCACAUCCAGCCGGCGCCUGGAAAAGAAGUCCCAACUGAUCACUCUCUUACAGGAGACACCAUGGGAGGCAAACUGAGCAAGAAGAGGAAGGGAUAUGAUGUGAGCGACCCCAAAGAGGCGAAGGAAGAGGCCGCAGUGACAGCUACAAGUGCAGAGAAGUCUGCUGAAGUGGAGGCUGCAGCCACGCCCACAGAAGUUAAGUCAACAGCUGAGGCAGCAGUAACUGAAGCUGUAAAAGCCCCAGAAGAACCCAAAACUCCACCUCCAGAGGAGCCAGUUGCAGCAGCACAGGUGGCAGCUCCAGUUGCGAAAGAACCAGCUGCAGCGGCAGAGGAACCAGCUCCAGCCGCGAAAGAACCAGUUGUAGCAGCAGAGGAACCAGCUGCAGUAGUAGAAGAACCUGUUGCAGCAGCAGAGGUACCAACUCCAACUGAGGAACCAGUUUUAGCAGCAGUGGUACCAGCUCCAGUAGAGGAACCAUCUGUAGCAGCAGAGGUACCAGCUCCAGUAGAGGAACCACCUGCAGCAGCAGAGGUACCAGCUCCAGUAGAGGAACCACCUGCAGCAGUAGAGGUACCAGCUCCAGUAGAGGAACCAUCGGUAGCAGCAGAGGUACCAGCUCCAGUAGAGGAACCACCUGCAGCAGUAGAGGUACCAGCUCCAGUAGAGGAACCACUUGCAGCAGCAGAGGUACCAGCUCCAGUAGAGGAACCAUCUGUAGCAGCAGAGGUACCAGCUCCAGUAGAGGAACCACCUGCAGCAGCAGAGGCACCAGCUCCAGUGGAGGAACCUGCAGCAGCAGAAGUCCCAGCCCCAGUGGAGGAACUACCAGCAGUUGCAGAGGUACCAGCUCCAGUAUGGGAACUACCUGCAGCUGCAGAGGUACCAGCCCCAGAAGAGGAACCACCUGCAGCAGUAGAGGUACUAGCUCCAGUAGAGGAAACACCUGCAGCAGUAGAGGUACCAGCUCCAGUAGAGGAAUCACCUGCAGCAGUAGAGGUACCAGCUCCAGUAGAGGAAUCACCUGCAGCAGUAGAGGUACCAGCUCCAGUAGAGGAACCACCUGCAGCAGCAGAGGUACCAGCUCCAGUAGAGGAAUCACCUGCAGCAGCAGAGGUACCAGCUCCAGUAGAGGAACCAGUUGCAGCAGCAGUAGAUGAACCAGCUCCAGUAGUUAUAGAACCAGUUGUAGCAGCAGAGGAAUCUGUUCCAACAGCAGAGGAGCCAGCCCCAGUCAUAGAGGAACAAUCUCCAGUACAGAUCCCAGAUGCUACAGCAGCAGCAUCGGAGGAACCCAUGCCUACAGCUGCACCUGAAGAGCUCCCUGUAGAAGAACCUGCUGCAACUGUAGAAUCUGUGUCAGUGCCAGAGGUUGUUCCUGUCAGUGUGGAGGAAGCACCUAAGGACCAAGAGCCAGAGCCCACACCAGAGACUGUUACUGAGCCAGAAGUCACUGUGGAGCAGACAGUGCUGCCUGCUGCUGUCCCUGAACCUGAGCCAGUGGCUGAGCUAGCUGCAGAGCCAGUGCUGGAGCAAGCCCCAGAACCAGAGCAAACACUCAAGUCAGAGCCAGAACUUGAACCAGAGAAGGCACCAGAGCCAGAACCAGAGGAAGUAUUAGAGCCAGAGCCUGAGCAAAAGGCUGAUAUUGUAGAAUCGGCAGCAGAGCAACAAGUAGAAGUUGAGCCAGAACCAACUGUAGCCACGUCUGACAUUACCCUUGAGGCUGGUGGAGCAGAAGCAACUGUGGGCUCGGAGACUGCAGCAGAGGUCCACACUGAUAAACCUGUAGAAGAGGAAUCUGUUCCAACAGAAGUAUCUGCUGCUGAGCCAGCACCUGAGCCAGAAGCAGCAGAACCCAUCCCUGAGAUUGUCAUAGAGUCUGUCUCUGCCAGUGAAAUUACUGCUGAGCCUGAAGAGGUAGCUGAAACAUCUGCAGAAGAGGUGCCUUCCCAGGAACCUGAGGUACAAAGCAAGAUGGAAAACGGAAAUUUAGAGAGCCCCUCUGUUACAGAGGAUGUGGCAGAAGUAGAUGCACUUCCAGCUGUGAAUGGAGAGUGCACAAAUUCUGCUGCCAUGACGACAGAGGAAUGUGUUAAUGGUAAUGAAAAGCCAGAGGAGGCGCCUAUCAAGGAGCAAAGUGACUUUGAACUGAAAAAGGAUGUGAACGUGAGUGGGGAUGUCCAGGAAGUUCCCGAUGCAGUCCCGGAUAUGGUGGAUGGUCUCGGCACUGAGGUUACCCAGGCAGUCUGAAAAGAAGCCAUCUUACAAAUCAAUGUGAAUUCAGUUUUAAUCCUCCGAUGUGAGAGAGCCAAAAACAGAUAGGCUUUCUGGAAGGCUGUAAUCACCGCAAUGUCUAUAGUGGUAACUCAGGCAAAGAGGAUAUUUUCUUUUGAGUAACCAAAAAUGAAAUGCAACCACUUGAGGAUAGAAAGAGAGACCAACAGACAGACAAGACAGACAGACAAAGAGAGAGAGAGAGAGAGAGAGAGAGAGAGAGAGAGACAGACAGAGAGAGACUGGAAGUGCAGAGAGGAGACUUGAGUUUGGAUUUUGAGGGUAAGUACAGUCAGACAAUGAAACUAAACAACAGAGCAAAAAUACUGAUACUGAUGAUAUAAAUGAAUGAAAUGAAUAAAUCUGUCUUUGUAUGUGAGCCUGAUGAAUAUUACAAAGUGGUUUAUUGAAACAGCAUCCAUUAUUAAUUAGUAUGUUAUCUGAUUUAGAAUGUCAUAUAACCUUUCUAUUACUAUAUGCAGAGACAUAAAUGUUUUGGUCUUUUAUAACAACGGUACAUGUGAGGACUGUUCAUUUUAAACUGAUUGUUCGGAAUAGAGAAUAAAAAGAGAUUGUUAUAGCCUACA